AUGUCCGGAGCUGUCAUGGAGACCCUCAGUGAGCUGCAGGCCUCCAUGGCGACAAAGGCCAACCUGCUCCGCAGUAGAGACAUCGUUUUGGAGCGGCAACAGACGCUCCGUGAAGACGUGGCCAACCUCACUGUCGACAUUUUGCAGAGCCUGACUACGCUUCGGGAGAGUGCUGCGACCAUGCACAGCUUGGCACAGAACAACACAGGCCGUAGCGGAGACAACCGUCAGACUUUGGACCAUUUACGCGCCUGUGUGGUGACCAAGGACGACCUGAUCAAGUAUGUGGGCGAGAUUUUCGAGAAGCAGCGAACAAUCUACGGCAAGCGGGACGCAGACACGACACGCUUCAGAGCCGACGUCUCACAGAGCCUUGCCAUGCUGAAGGACAGUGUGGUCACCAUGCACAGCUUGGCGCAGAACAAUGCAUACAGCAGCGAGGCCACGCUUCAGACCCUGCAAAAGCUAGAGGGUUGCAUGAAGGGCAAAGAAGUCAUCCCGGAAGCCUUGCAGAUGAUUCACGACAGUGUGCUCGCCAUGCAAGGCCUGACGCGGACCAACGCAAACGCCAACGAGGCUGACCCCAAGAUGUACCCUGGCCCCGCCCAAGAGAAACAGACAAUGGUGAUACUGCUUACCGGAAACCCAAGCAGCGCAAUCAACGCCUUCAUGUCUACUCAGGCCCAGGUCCCCGCCUCAGGGUACCAAGGCUACCAGGGACACCAGGCCCCAUAUACGGCCUCUCCACUACAAUCUCACGCGGGACAAGGCAGCCGGGGUCUCAGCAAGCAAUGCCUUCCCCAGGGGUCGUCGCUAAUGAACCCGUACAUGCCACAGCAGGUGCAACCGGUGUUCUCGUCGCAACAGAUACAGCAGCGUGUGGUGUGUCAGCAGCAACAGCAGCAACAGCAACUACAGCAACUACAGCAGCAACAGCAGCAACAGCAGCAGCUUGUGGCAAAAAGCUCAGUGAUUUGUCAUCCGGCUGCGAGUCAAUUAUCUCAAGGAUACUCGGCUCCCCAUAACACGGCAUCUCCCGGAGAGGAUCCGGCGUUGAAUUCCACCAAGACUCCUAGCGAGAAUGGUGACUACAGGUUAGUUUGA
Cordyceps fumosorosea ARSEF 2679 is the source of this 1104-nucleotide messenger RNA. RefSeq lists its product as hypothetical. The record is from RefSeq and is a predicted model, not a curated record. Bases 1 to 1104 code for a protein of 367 amino acids. The transcript is spliced from 4 exons. Lineage: Eukaryota; Fungi; Ascomycota; Sordariomycetes; Hypocreales; Cordycipitaceae.